UCCUGUCCCCUCCCUCCCCGCGCUUCCGGCGGCCCGGCGCAUCCUGUCGGCGGCUGGAUGCGCGCCCGUGGCCGGGCCGGUGUGUGUGCGCGCCUCGGCAGAGGGUCUCUAAAACCGAUGUCUGUGAGCUUGCCUCCUGACACCAACCAGCCUCUAUUUCCUGGACGAGCCCGCCGCCCAGGGCGUGCCAGAGCAGGAUCCCGAGUGACCGGAUGCCGUGAGGCGGGCCAGAUGCCAGCGCCGCUUUCCCAAAAGAUCGGACAAAAAAAACUGCAACUAGCAGAAUCACAGCAGCAGCAGAUCCCUAAAGACAGGCCACCCUCAUCCCUGGGCCUACAGCGGAGCAUCUACUUCUCCAGUCCAGAGGAUCACCCUGCCCGGCUGGGACCAGAGUUUUUUGACCAGCCAGCGGUCACCCUGGCCCGUGCAUUUCUGGGACAGGUCCUUGUCCGGCGACUUGCUGAUGGAACAGAACUCCGUGGACGCAUUGUAGAGACUGAGGCAUACUUGGGGCCAGAAGAUGAAGCUGCUCACUCAAGGGGUGGCCGGCAGACUCCCCGAAACCGUGGCAUGUUCAUGAAACCUGGGACCCUGUAUGUGUACAUCAUCUAUGGCAUGUACUUCUGCUUGAAUGUCUCCAGUCAAGGGGCUGGGGCUUGUGUCCUGUUACGAGCACUAGAGCCCCUGGAGGGCCUGGACACCAUGCGGCAGCUUCGCAGCACCCUCCGGAAAAGCACUGUCAGCCGUACCCUCAAGGACCGUGAGCUCUGUAGUGGCCCCUCCAAGCUGUGCCAGGCCCUGGCCAUUGAUAAGAGCUUUGACCAGCGAGACCUGACCCAAGAUGAGGCUGUGUGGCUGGAGCAUGGCCCCCUGGCGACAGGCAGCCCAGCUGUGGUGGCAGCAGCUCGCAUAGGCAUUGGUCAUGCAGGGGAGUGGACCCAGAAGCCACUUCGCUUCUAUGUCCAGGGCAGCCCAUGGGUCAGUGUGGUAGACAGAGUGGCUGAACAGAUGUGUCAGCCUCAGCAAACAGCCUGAUGGGCUUUUUUAUUGUUUAAAAGUAGAAUAAAAAUCUUAUUUGUGGGGAACUGUCCAAGUCUCAGCCAGAA
Molecule: messenger RNA, 1106 nt
Organism: Cricetulus griseus (Chinese hamster)
Lineage: Eukaryota; Metazoa; Chordata; Mammalia; Rodentia; Cricetidae
Source: RefSeq, a predicted model, not a curated record